This is a messenger RNA of Cynocephalus volans (Philippine flying lemur), 2724 nucleotides long. RefSeq names its product selenophosphate synthetase 2 (gene SEPHS2). Gene Ontology annotation, cellular component: cytoplasm. The record is from RefSeq and is a predicted model, not a curated record. Gene Ontology annotation, biological process: L-selenocysteine biosynthetic process. The transcript has a single exon. NCBI's taxonomy places the organism in Eukaryota, Metazoa, Chordata, Mammalia, Dermoptera, Cynocephalidae. Gene Ontology annotation, molecular function: selenide, water dikinase activity; ATP binding.
UUAAUUUCUAAUUUCUCAUUCUUUCCGACUUUUCCCUUGAGCUAUUUUCCUACCCUGGACUGAUCAUGUGCUCUGUCAAGGGACCCUUGGACAAUUCUGACCGUCAUAAGGAUUGCCGAGUGACCGGUCUCCCUUCGUCUGCGAGAAUGCCGGACUUGGUAAAGUGACUCGAGGGGAGCAGAGUUCCGCCAGCCACUUCCAAGAGAUCAUUCGAAUUACGAAAGGUCAAGGGCUCGGAUUCCCUUAUCGGCCAGCCGCCAUAAAAGGAAAAACAAAAAACAAAAAAACAAGGUGAGCGAACUAAAGUAUCUGACAAUCUGCACUCUUCCUCGGAUCAGUUUUGCAAACGGAUGGUCGAUUUGCAAUACACCUUUUAGAGGAAAGGAAGCCCGCGUCUGGGCGGCAGAGUCGUCAUUGGAUGGUGCGGCUGUCAAUCAUCACGGGUAUAAAUAAAGGAAGCCGGCGCUCCUCCCUUAGGGAGGUCAGGAGUUUGUCGCGUGGGUUGAUCCGCCUUGCGCGAGUCGUGUGGGGAGACUGCGAGUGGUGGUUGACUGUUACUCCGUAUUACCUUGAGUAGAAGGGAAAAGGGUCCUCUCCUCCCUCCCUGCCAGGCGGGCGCGAUGGCGGAAGCUGCGGCGACGGGCGCCAGCGGGGAGGCGGGGGCGGCGGCGGAAGGCUGCUCGGGCCCGGCGGGCUGGUCUCUGAGUGGGGGUUUCUCGAGCUACCGGCCCUUCGAGCCCCAGGCGUUGGGCCUCAGCCCGAGCUGGAGGUUGACGGGCUUCUCCGGCAUGAAGGGCUGAGGCUGUAAGGUCCCCCAGGAGACGCUGCUCAAACUCCUGGAGGGACUGAAGCGGCCGGACUUGCGGCCCCCGCUGGGCCGGGGCCUGGUUGGAGGCCAGGAAGAGGCGGCACAGGAAGCCGGCCUGCCAGCCGUGCCGGGCCCCAGCCCGCCCUUCCCAGCCCUGGGCAUUGGGAUGGACUCCUGCGUCAUCCCCCUGAGGCAUGGGGGCCUGUCACUGGUACAGACCACAGACUUCUUUUACCCCUUGGUGGAAGACCCCUACAUGAUGGGGCGCAUAGCCUGUGCCAACGUGCUGAGCGACCUCUAUGCCAUGGGCAUUACUGAAUGUGACAACAUGUUGAUGUUACUCAGCGUCAGCCAGAGUAUGAGUGACGAGGAGCGAGAGAAAGUAACACCACUCAUGAUCAAAGGCUUUCGAGAUGCGGCUGAGGAAGGAGGGACUGUGGUGACUGGUGGACAAACGGUGGUCAACCCUUGGAUUAUCGUCGGUGGAGUUGCCACUGUGGUAUGUCAGCCAAAUGAAUUCAUAAUGCCCGACAGUGCAGUAGUUGGGGAUGUGCUCGUGUUAACCAAACCCUUAGGAACCCAAGUUGCUGUCAAUGCCCACCAAUGGCUGGAUAAUCCUGAAAAGUGGAAUAAGAUAAAGAUGGUGGUUUCCAGAGAAGAGGUAGAGCUGGCCUAUCAGGAAGCUAUGUUCAAUAUGGCUACCCUAAACAGAACUGCUGCUGGAUUAAUGCACACUUUUAAUGCCCACGCGGCCACAGAUAUCACGGGCUUUGGCAUUCUAGGACACUCUCAGAACCUUGCCAAACAACAAAGAAAUGAAGUGUCCUUUGUCAUUCAUAAUCUGCCAGUCAUUGCCAAGAUGGUUGCCAUCAGCAAGGCUAGUGGGCGGUUUGGACUUCUUCAGGGAACCUCAGCUGAAACCUCUGGGGGAUUACUGAUUUGUCUACCAAGGGAACAGGCGGCUCGCUUUUGUUCUGAAAUCAAGUCUUCCAAGUAUGGAGAGGGUCACCAGGCAUGGAUCGUCGGCAUUGUGGAAAAAGGAAACCGCACGGCCCGGAUCAUUGACAAGCCUCGAGUUAUUGAGGUCCUACCUCGUGGGGCCACUGCUGCGGCUCUUGUUCCUGACAAUUCCAGUGCUUCCUCUGAGCCUAGCUCAUGAGAUGGAAUAGCACAAAUUGUUUGGCACUUAGAGGCUUUGUACAAGAUCAUGAACAAUUCUCAAGAGUUGAUUUUAAGAAAUUUUCAAAGAAGGCUGCCUGCAUAGUGGUACCAGCUGCUGUUUGUAGAUGAUUUGAAUCAGCCCAUCAAAAACUGAGGCUACGCACAUUCUGAGGCCAGAACUAACUUUUGAACUUUGGGAGAAUGUUUAUUCAUCUCUUGGACAGGAGUGGAAAAACCUCUGUUUCCUCCUUCCAAAGCCAGAUGAGGCUAUUCCAGUUGGAAGGAUUUUUCUUUGCACUGAGUUAAUUAAUUUCUGCACAGGGAGUGAGAUUACUUAUUAAGGUUACAUUACACACACCAAAAAAAAAAAAAAAAAAAUUGCAAAAUGAAAAAACUUUAUAUCAGAGGCAAAUGAGUUUGGACCAAUACUGUUGGUAAUAUAAAUUGUUAAGAGAGCUCUUAUAAUGCUUGUCAAAUUCUUUAUUAGAUUUUUCCAAAGUACUGGUUCUUUCCCGCUAUGGACAAGAAUUGAGCAGCUUGUCCAAUGACUGGGAAAGGAGGACCUGCAACCAUCUGACUUGGUCUCUGUUAAUGAUGUCUCUUUCUCUAAACCCCAUAAGGACUGGAAGAGGCAGAGUAAGCCCCAGAGCCCAGGUCUUGGUGGUUAUUAAGAUGUUAAGUCUUGUGCUGAAAAUUCCUGGUGAUUUAAUAAAGUAAUUUCUAGCUAAAUAAAUAAAAGGGACUUUAUUGAAAAA